Messenger RNA from Eremothecium cymbalariae DBVPG#7215, 2691 nucleotides. RefSeq lists its product as uncharacterized. Lineage: Eukaryota; Fungi; Ascomycota; Saccharomycetes; Saccharomycetales; Saccharomycetaceae. The record is from RefSeq and is a predicted model, not a curated record. The transcript has a single exon. Bases 1 to 2691 code for a protein of 896 amino acids.
AUGGACACGACGACGACUAUGAGCAACACAUUACAGGAUAUAAAAGAAGAGGAGGAUGCUGAGUACAUGCAAGAUGAUGGGGGAUGUGCAGCUGUAUCAUCGGGCGUCGUAGGUUCAGUUGGUGUGUCGCAGUUGCCACACUCGCCUACAUCGCAGGCUUCUAGUUAUGGGACGGAGUUGAUGUUGGAUGAUGCGAUGCAAGAGGCGGAGGCGGGAGAUCGUGGGGAGGGGAUUUCGGACGGCGGUAGUGGGAAGAGGGAGUUGGGGCUUGGGUUGGGCAUUUCGAAUGAACAAGAAGGGUUUGAAGAGAGACGUGGGAUGGCGGGUGUUACUGGGGAUUCUGUUGGUGGUAGCCAUUCGAGUGUAUUAUUGCUUUCGCAGAUGCUUAGGAAAAGGCCGAGUCAGCUUCAGAUGACAGGUGAAGAGGCGCUAUUGCCACCGUUGCCAGAUAUUGAUAUUGGUGCUUCCCAUAUGUUUGGAGCACCGGUUGAAACUGAGGUGGUAGACUUGAGCGACUUGAAGGAGAGUCUAAUUCUGGAUAAUACUGAACGCAGUACUAUGCAUGUGAACUCUGGCUCUCUUAUUGAUGUACCACACUUGAGCAUGCCUUUACCUUUGCAUAUGAAUGGUUUCAGGAAUGGUUUUUCUUCCGAUGACCUUGUCACUGAGCCGUUGGCGGCUGAUCCUGAUGAUUCUUUUGAUCUUUCUAAAGCUUUAGAAAUGUCUAACCAUGAACACAGUUCUAGCAGCAGUAACCAGGCUACAUCCAGCAGUGAUGUGGAAAAUAUUACUGGUGUGUCUACAUCCAACCCAAUGUCGCCAUUAGUCUCGGCCCCUAUGGCCUCAUUAAAACGUAAGAUAUCUUUUACGUUUAACGCCAACUCUAGUUCCAACUUGGAGGGAACGCCAGGAUUAUCCUCGACGUCUGUAGUCCCACAGCAGCAGGAUUCUUCACUGAUCAAAACAAGUACAAAAUCGAGCUCUAAUAACAGUAGGUCAAAUUCUUUUUCUGGUGGUCGUACUAGCAGGAGUAGCUCCAACGCAGCAUAUAAUGUGCUGUUUCCAACGUUAAAUGCCACCAUUGAAAGUUCUGCUGAGCAAGUACAUCAUCAAGUCAUCCAAGAAACUUCUAAAAGAUCACUAAGGAAGUACAGCGCUGGUAGCCACAAUGGUUCAUCUGUUUCCAUUCUUAACAAUAGCAGCAGCAGCAGCAGCAACAACAACAUCUUAAGUGUCGCUGGCUGCCAUACCGGUAACAACUAUAACGCUUCGACGGCUGUUGGUGAUGCUAUUCGGAAGUCACAUUCAUGGCUAUCGGCCAAAAAAAGGUCUAGUGGCAAUUUAGCUGGAAGUUACAACACAGAUGUAGCUAAGGGUUAUGGAACAUCUCUUUCAUCUCCUUUAGUUAGCAAAAAGACUCCAUUAUUGAGGCGUGCAUCCAGCGUAAUCUUAAGAAAAGCGUACCCUAAAAGAAAGGGUUCUGUCGGGCUAUCUUCCUCUGUUCCAUCUUCACCCCAGGCAGACCAAUUGAGGGAGCAAAGCUCUUUAAGUAGCCCAUGUGGAUACGAAGAUUUCACAACCGCAAACCCAUUAAAGAACAGGAUAAAACCCUCGUUAAGUGCUAUCCUAUCGCCAGCCUCCAGCGAUCAUGAAAAUGAUUACUUGGGAUCUAUUCCUGCAUAUGCUCCUACAUUGAUACAUUCUGGAAGCGUAUUGACACCAGCAACAUCACCUAUACUGUCAGUUACUUCUCCCAUUUCAUCAUAUCCUCCUUCAUUUGGAAGUAAAGUUAAAAGAGGAUUCUCAAGAAUAAUCGGUGGAGGCCAGUCCAAACCUAUAGCCUCGCAGACAAUAGAGUCUAGUAUAACACCAGUUCCUUCUGCAUAUUCCACUUUUCAAGAUACUGUGAGUGGUAGUUACAGGACUUCACCAGUAGAUUCUGUUUUCACGACUGACGAGCUACAUUCAAUUGGCAAAAGCUCGAUUGAUCGACAAGGGUACUUGCGCUCUCCGGAUAGCGCAAUAGCAUCUCAAUCUUCAUCCCUUCGUCAUGUAUCUACCAAGCGAGAACUUUUGUCAUCUGUCACCAACAAUUGCAUUAAUCCUAGAAGAAAUCCUUCGAAUAAAAAUCAAAAUAGUCAAAACGGCAGCGUGCUUCUUACAGGCUCAAUUGGUCAAAACUUUAACCUUCCAAAGAGUAAUAGCUCAUCUAGUGUUUGUGCACAGAACAGUGCUACCAGUGCUACUAGCGAGUCUAGUAUAGAUCUCGAUAGCAGCGGCCAAUUUUCGAAAUCGGAAGUUGAGGUUAAUGUUGACGUAAAUGCGCUAACGAAGAACUUACCUACAAUCACGAUUACCGAAAAUUUUGGUGCUAAAAACACAACUCCUAUCCAAACACAAUCAAAUAUAUUGUUAGAUAAGGCCUACAUCUCAGCUGUUAAUGUUCCAAGCCUUUCAAAGGCAAAAAGUAAUAAUAAUAAAACUCGUAAAAUCCCCCUAAAAGAAUACAUUCAUAUCUUGAUGAGCCAACAGAUGAUAGAAGAUCAAAGAUUUGCUGUACUGGAAAAUUCCUUUAACACCAGUGGCUGGUGUUCGAACGACGAUAUGUUGAAUUUACGACAGAAGAGGGUCAUCAUUAAUCGGAAGUGGGCAGAAAGAAUUUCGUAUUAUCAAAAUAAAUUAGAAGCUUGA